Knipowitschia caucasica is the source of this 330-nucleotide messenger RNA. NCBI's taxonomy places the organism in Eukaryota, Metazoa, Chordata, Actinopteri, Gobiiformes, Gobiidae. The record is from the annotation of a GenBank genome assembly.
AUGAACCGCCCGACUCUGAGGAGCACAGGACUGGCCUCCUGCAGCCAAGGAACCGGCUCACUACAGAACGGGGGGGGUGGGGUGUUUGGGGUUGGUGGUGGUUGUGGUGGGUUGGGGGAUGGGGGGGGGGGGGGGGGUUUGGGGUGGGGGGUGGGUGGUUGGGGUGGGGGUGGUUUGGGGGGUGGGGGUGGGGGUGGGGGGGGGGAGGGGGGUGGGGGUCGGGUGGGGGGGGUGGGGGGGGUUUGUGGGGGGGGGUGGGGGGGUGGGUGCGGGGGGGGGGUGUGGGGUGUGGGGGUGGGGGGGGGGGAGUGGGGGGGUGUGGGGUUCUGA